Messenger RNA from Danio rerio (zebrafish), 899 nucleotides. It is a transcript of the gene med28, whose product is annotated as mediator complex subunit 28. NCBI's taxonomy places the organism in Eukaryota, Metazoa, Chordata, Actinopteri, Cypriniformes, Danionidae. Gene Ontology annotation, cellular component: nucleus. The record is from RefSeq and is marked provisional.
GUUGUUAGGGAAAAUGGCGUCGUCCAUGGGCGGAAUGUUCCCCGGUCAGCAGCCUCCUGGAUCUCAUCCACCUCCGGGUCCGGGUGGUCCAGGUCAGCCAGGGCUCCUCACUGGUACUCCCGGUAACAGAGGGGCGAAUAACACUUUAGUGGAUGAGCUGGAAGCUUCUUUCGAGGCGUGUUUUGCAUCUCUUGUCAGCCAAGACUAUGUCAAUGGAACUGACCAGGAAGAAAUUCGAACUGGGGUUGAUCAGUGUAUACAGAAGUUUCUGGAUGUGGCCAGACAGACUGAAUGUUUCUUUCUUCAGAAGAGACUACAGCUCUCUGUACAGAAACCAGAACAGGUGGAAAAAGAGGAUGCAUCAGAACUAAAGAAUGAACUCCAGAGGAAAGAGAUGCUAAUUCAGAAACACCUCGCCAAGAUCCAUCAUUGGCAGCAGGUAUUGGAAGACAUCAACGUUCAGCACAAGAAGCCCACAGAACUGCCACAGGGUCCUCUGGCCUUCCUAGAGCAGGCUUCGGCCAACCUCCCCGCUCCAAUGAAACCCAACUAGUGUAUUUACAGAGAUCCAAAACCUGCUUUAGAUGUUGCUCAAUGGGACACUUUUUCCUCUCCCUCCCAGCAAAUGGUACAGGAAGCCCUUGGUAUGUUACAGUGUGCUUCAAGAGCUACUAAAUAACAUUAUUACAACUUUUCCCUUAUGAAAGUGUUAGGUUUUGAAGAAAUCAAAGUUAUUUUAUAUUUCUUCAUAAGAAAACUUAAGAAUGCAUUAGUUAGCUAAGAAAAUGUUCUGUUAAGGAGUUAUAUUGAUCUGAAUUAGGUGGGAUAAUUUUUUGUUUAUAUUUUACAAUUUUAUUAUUAUUUUUUUGUACAGUUAAAAAUAAACAUUUUGUCAUACA